Molecule: messenger RNA, 1119 nt
Organism: Sabethes cyaneus
Lineage: Eukaryota; Metazoa; Arthropoda; Insecta; Diptera; Culicidae
Product: ubiquitin-conjugating enzyme E2 Q2-like
Exons: 1
Coding region: 1-1119 (372 amino acids)
Source: RefSeq, a predicted model, not a curated record
AUGGCGUGCUUGGCCACUUUGAAACUGGAAAUAGAGGCCCUCAAGCAGGUGUUCACCAAAAACGAUGAACGGUUCCAGGUUCUUGCUGCAUCGGUGGAUGAGGUGAGUUGCUGUUUUAUUGGCAGCAACGGUGAAAAGUAUGCCAUUCAGGCAAAUAUUGUGGGAUCUUACCCUUCUUCACCACCAAUAUGGUUUGCCGAGAGCGAGGAAGCCAGCAUAACCGACGCUUUGCAAUUGCUCGCAAAUACUAGUGGUCAAAAUAACCAUGUUGUAAAUCAGGUCGAUAUAUUAGUACGUGAACUUUGUAGGAUUCAUGAAAUUCCGCUGCCUUCUGCUUUGGACAGUUUAAAAGCUCAAUUGCAGCCUCAAUCAUCUGGUGCGGGCCCACUUUCUGAGGAGGUAACUAGAGGAGCGAGUCUAGAAAAGAGCGACGAUAGUGAUUCCGAUUAUGACGUUUUGGAGGAUUUGAUGAGUGAAAAUGACACGGAAGGUGAGCAAGAACCAAAACCAGAAACAGAAGUGGAAUACUUUACAAUAUUAAAACGAAUACGCGAUAAACCAACCGACUCUAGUUCGACUGAUUCAGUUUCAAGUUCGGUUCGGCUGAUGAAAGAACUGCGGGAUAUUUAUCAAUCCGAUUCGUACAAAAACAAUAUUUUUUCGGUGGAAUUGGUUGAUGAUUCGCUUUACGAGUGGAAUGUACGACUAAAGUCCGUCGAUCCCGAUAGCCAACUGCAAAAAGAUCUCGUUCUACUGAAAGAACAACAAGGCGAGGAAGGCAUCCUGCUCAACAUUACGUUCAAGAGCACAUAUCCGUUCGAUCCGCCGUUUGUGGGCAUUGUCUAUCCGGCCAUUGCAGGUGGCUAUGUCUUAUUCGGAGGUGCGAUCUGCAUGGAAUUACUCACAAAACAGGGCUGGAGCUCUGCGUACACUAUUGAGGCAGUUAUUUUGCAGAUAGCGGCUGCAAUGGUUACUAAAGAAGCGCGAGUAAACUUUGAAGCUACAAAGAUGCUUUCUAAGAAUCCAUAUAACUUGAAGCGCGCACAGCAGAGUUUCGCGUCGGUGGAGAAAGCCCACGCAAUGCAUGGUUGGGCUACUCUGGGCACGCCGAAAGGAUAA